This is a messenger RNA of Aphis gossypii (cotton aphid), 843 nucleotides long. Its product is annotated as zinc finger BED domain-containing protein 5-like. NCBI's taxonomy places the organism in Eukaryota, Metazoa, Arthropoda, Insecta, Hemiptera, Aphididae. The transcript has a single exon. The record is from RefSeq and is a predicted model, not a curated record. The coding region runs from base 1 to 843 and encodes 280 amino acids.
AUGGAGAGAUGGCUUAAAAAAGGAACUCUAAAACGUUCCUCUCAAGAACCUGAAUAUUUUGCGGUGAACUCAAGUCAUAUUGAUAAUCAUAGUAAUAAUGAGAAUGAUACAAAUGAAAUCACCCCAAAAUAUUUUAAAAAAUGUAGAAAGUAUGAUGAAAGUUACAUAUCAUUAGGGUUUAUGAAUAAUAAUGAUAAUCCUCAGUGCGUUAUUUGCAGCAAAGUUCUCCCAAAUAGCUCUAUGGCUCCAGCUAAAAUGCGUCGUCAUUUAGAAUCUGUUUACGGUGAACUUAAAGAAAAAAAUGUAGAAUUCUUUAUUCGAAAGCAUGACGAACUAUUAAAAUCAAUAAACUGUAUGAUUCAAACCACAAAAACUGUGAAUGAAAAAGCAACCGAAGCUUCUUAUUUAGUUAGCUAUCAGAUAGCUCAACGCGGUGAAGCUUACACAAUUGCCGAAAGUCUAAUAAAACCUUGUGCUAUGGAGAUGGUAAAAUGUAUGUUAGAUGAAAAAUCUGCAAAAGAAAUAUCUAAAAUCCCACUAUCGAAUGACACGGUAGCUAAUCGUAUCAAUGAUUUAGCAGCCGAUAUACAGAAUGAACUUGUUUUUCGUCUCAAAUCGUGCAAAUUUGCAUUACAAAUGGAUGAGUCUACCGAUGAAGCUGGGCUUGCAAUAUUAAUUGUCAUCGUUAGGUAUCAACACGAAAGCACAUUAUUGGAAGAUCUUCUUUUAUGCAAAUCUCUACCAACACGUACUACUGGAGCUGAAAUAUUUGAUCUUCUAAAUUCAUUUCUUGAAGGAAAUGAAAUACCAUGGGAAAACUGCGUUGAUAUCUGUACCGAUUGA